CCUACCUAGAUGGCCAUUGUUCGUGACUCACCACCAUCCUUGAUCAAUAUCCAACGACUCUGAGGCUUUCCCAAAACUUGAAGGUCAUAUUGACCAGCGUUCAGAACCAUGGCAAAAAAAGAAGCCGCAAGGCAAAGCAAUCUCAGCCAAGAAAUUGUCCAUGAUUCAAGCGACGAAGAGGAACAAGAAACACCCCAACCACAACCAAAAAAGAAAACGAAAACAGCUUCACAACCAAAUCUAGCUUCGCACUCGACGACAACUACAUCGAAUGACGACGAUGAUGAAGACACCGAAGAGUCAUCCUCGUCGCAAUCAAGUGCUGAAGAAGACGGUUCCGACGCCGAGUCAACCAGCAACAGCUCCUCAUCAUCAUCAAGAAGCAAGAAACGAUCUUCCGACACUAUCCCUGAAACUCCAGUGAAGAAGGCCAGAAAGACUGCAACAUCCUCGAACGUCAGAAUAGCGCCCAAGGCCUACAAGCCACCCACUGGCUACGAGGCUCUGACCCUGUCGGCGUCCGACUACACAUCAGAGGUAACUGGCCUUCUCGACAACCUGGACGGCAAGCAGGUCUGGCACAUUUCAGUUCCAGACUUUGUAUCCAUCGAAUCCGUCAAGAGCUUCGACAUGCAAGCCGUCAUGAGGGGCGAAAGUAUUCUCAGCAAGGACGGUGUCAGUUACAACCUGCACUCCAUGCCAUCCGCUCACGGCUACGAAACUCUCCUGAUGCCCCACGGAACGAAGUCGACGUACAAGCGUGCUGCGAUCAUUGAGAGGAAUUUCCAGCUCAGGGAAAUGGGUGACCAUGCCAUCGACACAAGCAACCAAAAAUCCAAAGCAUCCACAAACGGAGAGACCGCAACAAAAGACCAGGCCCCUGGUACGCCACUGGUAUUCACCGCCACAGAAACCGGAAAACCAAAAGCGAUUCGACAACAACCUCAAGGGUUAAAGAUGCGAUAUUUCCCCUACGGAUCCUCAGCAACACGCCAAGAGUCAGCGGAUGAGGACGUCGAGAUGACCAACACUUUCCAGGUCCCCGACGAGAUACCAGAACCUACGCCGAAGAAAAAGUCCAAGAAAUCAUCCAAGAACGAGUCUCAAAGAUCGAUGGACGGAGAGAAUGGAACAAACCCCGAAAAGAAGAAGAAAAAGAAGCACAAAUUGGUGGAUGCUGAUGUCUUAUGAAUGAUUUCGCACAAAGAAAAACGGCAAGUGUGCGGAUAGUAUGGAGUACCAUUAUUUCUACCUACCUACCUACCGACCUUACUCGGAGCGUUAUCAUCAGGGUCAUGGCAGAAAGUUGAGCGUGCCUAUAGUAUCUAGGAACUCUACUGGAAGCGUUAAACGUUGGAUAGAGUGCAUAAACCGGAU
Messenger RNA from Exophiala oligosperma, 1377 nucleotides. RefSeq lists its product as uncharacterized. Gene Ontology annotation, biological process: transcription by RNA polymerase I. Bases 109 to 1191 code for a protein of 360 amino acids. The record is from RefSeq and is a predicted model, not a curated record. NCBI's taxonomy places the organism in Eukaryota, Fungi, Ascomycota, Eurotiomycetes, Chaetothyriales, Herpotrichiellaceae. The transcript has a single exon.